CCAGCUAAUUCAGUAAUCCUCUGUGAUACAGGGCCCUGGUGGGAACCUUUUAAAUAUCAAGGGUGAAGAAAUAAGUAGUGAAGUCACCUAAAACUUAGAUUUUUUUUUUUCAAAUUUUUAAAUUAUAAAACUGGUGCUUCAAUGCGAGGGGAACUACCAGUAAAAUCUUGCCCCUGGAUGAAUGUGAUUUUUAAAAAAUUAUUGGCUGAGAUUAAUUUUGUUUGGUGACCUUCAGUUGGUUCUUUGAUUAGAUGAGUGAUCUCUUCAUGUGCUUUGCAGUUUAAAAUGUGACAAACUGAAGUUUCUUUCAUUGUUGCAGUUCUCUCCCCAGCUUGGAAGAAAACUAAUUUUUAGGGAAUUAAUUAAUCAUUUGAUAACCAAAUUAAGUACAGCAGUAACUAAACUGUUUAUAUUUGGUAGGUUCCAAAACUACAGCGCAACACCUAGCAUCUAGUUUGUUUUGCUGCGGCUAGUUUUAGUCUGGUAUUAUUUGGGGCCACUUUUCUUGGCUACAGAUGUGGCGAUUUUACAUCAGGACUUGCAGUCUUAGAGGAUAGCAGGCUAGGUAGCUUAGAAAAUUGUUACAAGAUUGUUACAAAAAGGAACUGUGGAUUUUUCAUUUCUGGUGAGUUGAAGUAGUUUGAGGAAAACUGGAGAUAUAGUAUGUUUGACAUGGUUAUAAUUGGGGUUUUUAUGCUGUGUCCCUUGUGCUGCUUCAUUGGUUUUGUGACUGUGUAACUACUUGUAGGUCUCAAUAAUAGCGCCAGCCUAUCCCUAAUAUGUUACAUUUGUGUGCGCCAGCCUCACUAGUUCUCGUGCUUAAAUCCCCAUUGUGAGUGACUCGAAGAAACCACUUAGUCAUAGUAUUUAAUAUUGCCCCGCGUCCUGUGUGUUACGAAGGCCAUGAUUUUUCUUUCAUGCCUGCUGUUUCAUCCUUCACCACGCGGUGUUACCAAUCAGCUUGGGUCCUGUUCAUUACCUCAGAUGGUUUCCAGUCAGUCCGAGAUGCAAGUUCCUCGUUGAUUUGCUGGCAAAUCACUGAAACCGCAGCAAAAAAAAUUCUACAUGAAGAACUUUGUUUUGUGAUGAAAAGACAAACCAUUACAGUGUGGAAUUAAUUGCAACUCCAUAUGACUUAACUCGUUUUCCCAAUGUCAGUUUUCUGCCAGAUUAAAAGUUCUGAAAGUCGGUGAAAACAAGUGCUUCCAGUUUUGGUGUUUGAGAGCUUGAUUAUAAACGUUCUCGGAAAGUAGUGGCCAGUUGCCUACGCAGGGUACUUUGUGAAUUUCUGAAACGUGCGCUGCAGAAUUAUUACCUGGUAAAAACAAAAACGGCAACGGAGUUUUAUAAAGUGUAUACAAGUAACGAGAUGACCCAGGAAUACACGGUCUCAAUUUACAGUGUAAUUUCUUAAGAAUAAGUAGACUAAGGAUUCUCCAUACAGUGUAAAUGUAUGUAAUUUGACCACAAAUGUAAAGGUGAUCUGUAGAGCCAUCGAGUAAACUUUAAAAAAAAAAAAACAUUUCGUCGUACUUUUGUUUGCAUAAAUAUAUAAUGCAUAAAUACAUGAUCUUGUAAUCAAAACGUGCCAGUAUAGCCACAAAAAAACAGUAUUUUAGUUUUGGACCACUUGACUGGUAUGCGCGAGUGUACUUCAGACCAUUAGGCUACUACUGUCCCUGGUUUCACAACAGCUGAUCGUGCUAGCAGUCUGAGAUCGGUCCGUACGUAGUGUCAUUUCUGCAAACGAAGUUAACAGUUCACACAAACUAGCUAGUUAGCUAGCUGGCAAGUAAUUCAGUUUUUGUGAACUGUGUUUGACGAUUUCUUGUAGCAGCGAUGAUUGCAGUAACGAUGCCGACAUGCGAACGAGCGCAAGUAAAGUUGCAUCACAGCUUGGGUAAACCAGAACGGGUGCACCUGUCGCCGGCCAAACCUGAGUGGUACUGCCGUAAGUGCAUUCAGGAACAGUAGUAGACACACAAGGCAUCUUUUACAUUGAUACGGCAAAUGGUCCAAAACAAACUAAAAUUAUUUUUGUUGGCUAUACUGGCACGUUUUCAUCGCAAGUUAUAUGAUUGUGCAAACAAAUAAACCUACGUCGAAGUUUUUGUUUGAUUUGUUAGCUACUAUUGUUAUUAAUUAGAUUUAUCAGCGUCUUUGUUGCACAACUGUCAAGUGGUGAUUCUCAGCUCUCAUUAAGUCAAUGUUAUUUGUCUAACAAAGAUAAUGACUGACAGAGUGAGCUGGGAAUAUCACAUAAUUCAUGGUUAGUAGCUCAGCAGACCUGAAUCUAAUUUGAACUACCGAACCUUUCUGGGAAAAACAAUGCAAGAAUUGCUUACGUCAUAAGACAACAAUUAUUAGCGCAAGGCUGCAAAAAGUUUAGUUUUGUGACGACACAGAGUAUCACAGACAUACUGGGUACAUUACACUGAAUAUAUAUUUUGCUACCAGUUCAUACUUGUUCACAACCCUAUCGUUGACUGAGACUGAGCACGACCCGUGAAAUCACUGAUAAAAAAUGCGCGUGCUUUCACUGUUGUGCUUCUGUCCGGUAAGAUCAGAAUCUUGCAGUUUAUGUAAUGAGGGAAAUUGUCCUGUCGUAUUUUAGCAUAGUUUGUUAACUCCAAGUUAAUUUAAAAUUCGUUUGUAUUUAUUUAAUGGCAUGAAACAGACCUUGGAUAAAUAUAGUGCUAAAUAUGUUUUGUUAAAAUAAAAGUAAUCAUUAUUUUGAAACAAAUACAUUGGGAAAUUACUUGUACAUUUGUCAAGAAACCAGAUAUCAGUGCAUUUUCAUUUCUUAAAUGUUUGGGCCCAGGUAUUGGACGAUAAAGAAGCAGAGAAGAAGAAGCAGAAAAAGAAGAAGAAAUGGCAAUGGAAGAGGGGAAAGAAGGCCAAGACAGCCAACGCCGAGGAACAGUCAGGCCUCCCAGCCAAGGCUGAGGAACAGCCAGGCCUCACAGCCGAGGCUGGGGAACAGCCGGGCCUCACAGCCGAGGCUGAGGAACAGCCGGGCCUCGCAGCCGAGGCUGGGGAACAGCCGGGCCUCGCAGCCGAGGCUGAGGAACAGCCGGGCCUCGCAGCCGAGGCUGAGGAACAGCCGGGCCUCGCAGCCGAGGCUGAGGAACAGCCGGGCCUCACAGCCGAGGCUGAGGAACAGCCGGGCCUCACAGCCGAGGCUGAGGAACAGCCGGGCCUCACAGCCGAGGCUGGGGAACAGCCGGGCCUCACAACCGAGGCUGAGGAACAGCCGGGCCUCACAGCCGAGGCUGAGGAACAGCCGGGCCUCACAACCGAGGCUGAGGCACAGCCUGGCCUCCCAGCCAAUGGCGAAGAACAGGAGAGCCUGACAACCACCUGCAUCAAGCUGUUGCUUCUGACGACCAACUGUGAGGAAGACCAGGCUAUGACAACUAGCUACAUCAGGGAGCUGUCCCUGACGACCGACAGUACAGAACAGUCGGCCCUCAGCGACGGCAAAGAACAGCCAACUCUCAGCAUCUGCGCUGAACAAACACACAACUGCGCAGAGCUCACGGGCACGUCCAGCAACCUGAUGCUGUCACACCCUCCCUCCAUCCUCCCAUCAGCCCCUGCUGCGGCUCGGGAGUCUGCUGGAAGCGCUCUUUCCAGGGCUGAGGUGAAGGGAACGGGGUGGUUCGGUGGAAUCCGCAACAGCCUCCGAAGAAAGUUUGCGGAGGAGCGCAUCAGUGAGGACGAGACGCAGAGCGAGAGGCUGGUGCACACCUUCCUUGGGUUGCCAAACCUGAGGAACACCUGCUACCUGAACGCAACUCUCCAGAGCCUGUUCAAUCUAAAAGGCUUCAUGGAGGAUGUGAAGAGAGAGCAGAGCUCACACUUGCUGAAGUGUGUAGCAGAGCUGCAUGCGGCACGCCGCUGCAGCAGCAGCAGCAAUAAAAAGGUUGAUCUUUUGAAGACUUUGAAAAAUUCAGUCUCCCAGUACUGCAUGGACUUCUGUGGGCAUGAACAACAGGAUGCUCAUGAGUUCCUGAGCGUUCUGAUGUCUCAAAUGAAAGAGGAGGGCUUUCUGCUCAACAUGGCCAACGGGCUCCCUUACACCUGCCCAGUUGAGGCCAACUUUGAAUUCGACCUCCUGUCCCGCAGAACAUGCCUCAGCUGCGGGGAGACAGUACGCAAAGUGGAGUCCUAUAACUCCCUGUCUGUGGACCUGGUCCCAGGCGGCUCCGUACAGGACAGCCUGGCACUCUACUUUAAGGUGAGUGUACGUCUGGACCACCAUCACUGA
Molecule: messenger RNA, 4270 nt
Organism: Anguilla rostrata (American eel)
Lineage: Eukaryota; Metazoa; Chordata; Actinopteri; Anguilliformes; Anguillidae
Product: ubiquitin carboxyl-terminal hydrolase 37-like
Exons: 6
Coding region: 3410-4270 (286 amino acids)
Biological process (GO): protein deubiquitination; G1/S transition of mitotic cell cycle
Cellular component (GO): cytosol; nucleus
Molecular function (GO): cysteine-type deubiquitinase activity
Source: RefSeq, a predicted model, not a curated record